AUGGUGGACGCGGUAAGCAACAAACGUAAGCGAGAUACAAGUCACGAGCGCAAGCCUGCACUACACAGGGAGCGUCAUGCUAAAGUGCGUCAAGAGCAUAUGGAGCAUGAGUUUGCAGAGACGUACCACGGACUUACGGCACUCUACAAACUGCUAGAGGUUAAGCACCUGCAAAGUCCAUUGUUCUUGCCGCGAACGCUCAGCUAUCGUCUAAAUCUAGCCUUGCAGAAAAGUAAAAGUAGAGAUGAGGAGGACCUGAAUCUGGUCAAGAGGGCCCAUGCUGGUGCGACUUUGAAAAAUAUUAAGUUUGGUAUGACAUCUGAAACAUUGCAGACAUUUAAGAGCCAAAAGCUACGUCCAGGAGUUGUGGUAUCACUCUAUAAAGCCAAGGGCAAGGCAUUUGCCGAUAAUCAGUUCACGUUACUGGCCACGUGCUUGAUCCCUGUGCCGUGCUCGAAGGAUGUAAUUCUGCCUAAAAAGUUUGUGCACCUUGAUGCGGACAUUUGCAUCGCAGUUUUUCAUGUGAUCGAGAUCAAGUUAGCCGAUGCAGAAAAUGCUGCUCAAUCCGUUCCUGUAUUUGAAGCGCCAAAAGUGGCGACUAUCGCGAGUGGGAAGGAUCUCAUGGCGACAUGUUCUAACGGCUGUAAGCCUUUGUUUGGCAAUAUUUUGCGUCUUAAUGUCUCGCGUCGUCGUACAGGAUAUGUUACGAUAGAAUUGCCGGCAAUACCGCUCUCAGUGAAUGGCGGAGUGAAGUGCGAGCUUCAAAUUAUUUGGGAUCCUCUACCUAAGACAAAAAAAAUGCGGCAUCUCGCUAGCAUCUGCAACUCAAAUCUGGAAAAUGAGAGCGAGGAUAAACAAAUUGAUGAAAAUUUUAAAUUAGCGCUUCCUCGAAGAAAAGUUGCCUCCACAUAUCACAAGCCAGGAUCUGGGGUUUGGUUUCAUUUCCUUUACCAUGCAAUGCUACGAAGAAUGAGUGAGAAGCGCUCCGACUAUUCGUGCGCGUGGUGCAACAUGUUUGCUGGAUCAUUGCGUGGUCUUGUCGCCCACUUAGUUUCGUCUCACGACCGAUUUCGUUUUCAAGCUACAGUUGGACAUGAUCACAUUCCGCACAUUUAUGUGAUGGUAAUGCAAGAGCCUCAACCGCAAAAGGGUAACUCUUCUCGUCGCUCUGCAUUUUAUGAGCUUGAGAUGUUUCCUAGUGAGAAAUCAAGCCGCUUUGAGCACCAAUAUAUUCACAUGUCAAGAAAAAAGUAUAGUCCCUACGGGAUACAAGCAGUAGAGGCCGUUGAAGAUUUGAUGCAAGAAUUUGAGGAUAUUGAUGAGCUCUCACUAGAACAGCCUCAAGAAUUUUAUGCACCCCUUCUUCAACGUCAAUACUUUCACUCCCGAACCGGAGCUGUUGUACUAGACCACGAAAAAGACUAUGACAGCGAUGACGAUGUUGACGAGACAUGGAUCACGAAACAGAGCGAGCGGUUACUGGACGAAUUUGAGGAUGUAUCGCUGGAAGAGAAGGAGUUCAUGAAGAAAUGGAACCGUCAUGUGAAAGAGUUUAAAAUUUUGGCUGACUUCAUGGUCGCAUCUUCGUGCCGCAUGUUUGCUCGAAAACACGGAAAAUGGCUCCUGGAACACGGACUGCGCCACAACUUCUUACUUCACUUACUGAACUUAUGGGACAACUCGUUGUUAAACUCUCGCGCUAUCAUCGAUUGUAUGCUUAUUGUCGACCAAAACGUAGGUCCUGAUGUGGCGUCUGAAAAUGGACAAAAGGCUGUAAGCCAAUCGGAAGGCGAGUCUCUACCCUUAUCCGAGAAUUUAAAAGCGAAAACUGCUCAGUAA
Plasmopara halstedii is the source of this 1839-nucleotide messenger RNA. RefSeq names its product Zn-finger protein joined to JAZF1 (predicted suppressor). Gene Ontology annotation, molecular function: chromatin DNA binding. Bases 1 to 1839 code for a protein of 612 amino acids. Lineage: Eukaryota; Oomycota; Peronosporomycetes; Peronosporales; Peronosporaceae. The record is from RefSeq and is a predicted model, not a curated record. The transcript is spliced from 8 exons. Gene Ontology annotation, cellular component: nucleus.